AUCAUUUCUCCUCUUACAAUUCCUAAGCACCUCAAUAACCCCAAAACCCCCAAAUUCUCAGAUCCAAAAAUUAGGGUUUCUCAAUUCACUUCCCCAAAAUCCAAUCAACACACAAAAUCACACAAUUAAACGUUUCAAUUUCAUAAUGAUACAUUCAAUUUCACAAUUUCAUUUUCACUAAUCCCCCAAAAUGGAAAUCAACCUUCAUCAAACCCUAACUCCCAUUCCAGCCGUUAUUCCGGUCAUAUACGAUCAGAAAUCCGAUUGCCAUGGAGUAUUGUACACUAUGGCUUUAUCAAUUCCGGCUGGAUUAUUUGUAGUUUAUUUAGGGUUCCAUUUGAAAAAAAAUAUUAAAAAAAUAAGUCAUAGAAGAUCACUUGUUAUGAUUUCUUAUUAUCUUCUUUUAUGGGUUUCAGCUGUUCUAAAUCUUGCUUGGUGCUUUCUUCAGGCGUGGCAGUGCACUCCUGGGAAGGAGAUUUCUUGGAAUUUGUUGUCAUUGCUAACAAAAUCUGGAAUACUAUGUCUAGAGAUCAGCUUAAUUGCUUUUCUACUUCAAGAAAACUAUGCAAGUGGGUUGGAAACAUUAGCUCAUACUUUCAUGAUUUCGGGCUUGAUUGUUGGAGCAGAUAUGCUUCUCAAGGCAAUAUUUGUGUUUGGAUUUCAUGUGCCGCUUUUCAUGGAUGCUGAAACUACUCAUAAUGGGAAAUGGGGCAUGUGGACAUUCGAUGAAUUAUUGCUUUCAUGCACUUAUGGGUUUAUUUUGUUUGUGCAUUACUCAAAGUGGAGAGACAAGUUGCCUCCAAGACCGGCUUUCUAUAAUUAUGCUGUUAUCAUGUUCAUUGUCAACGGAGUGGGAUUGUUUGCUUGUGCACUAGCUGCCAGUGGCGUCAGCUUUGGACUUUGGUUGUAUAGUUUCAUUGGCAUCUGCUACCACACUCUCUACCUUCCGUUUCUAUACAUUACUUUUUUGGCAGAUUUUUUCCAGGAGGAAGACUUGCUUUUAGAUAAUGCUUACUACUCUGAGAUGAGAGAUGCUGGGUUUUUUGAUUCAGAUUGGGAAUAAGGUCUCAUAUUGCAUAAAAAUGAUAAGUGACUACUGAGUUUUGGAGGCGAGAUUUCAUAAAGCGAACUCUGUAAAUAAGAUAGAUGUGUAAACAUGUGAGUAGAUCUAGUAAUAUGCUUGAAGCACUUGGAGUGUUAUAUGGCUGGUCAUUUGUCAUUCCAUUCUACGAAAUUGUGGAUAUUGUGUAACACCAACAAAAUUUGACUCUGGGUAGACAUUGACUGAUAUUUGCCAAUGAACAUCUAGGUAUUGUAGUUUUACUCUUCACCAUUUGAACUAUAUGCCAUUUGACUCUAUUCAGGUUGACAAA
Messenger RNA from Erigeron canadensis, 1373 nucleotides. RefSeq names its product protein CANDIDATE G-PROTEIN COUPLED RECEPTOR 2-like. Bases 191 to 1063 code for a protein of 290 amino acids. The record is from RefSeq and is a predicted model, not a curated record. Gene Ontology annotation, cellular component: plasma membrane. Gene Ontology annotation, biological process: G protein-coupled receptor signaling pathway. The transcript has 6 exons. Gene Ontology annotation, molecular function: G protein-coupled receptor activity. Lineage: Eukaryota; Viridiplantae; Streptophyta; Magnoliopsida; Asterales; Asteraceae.